Messenger RNA from Alligator mississippiensis (American alligator), 2189 nucleotides. It is a transcript of the gene CHEK1, whose product is annotated as checkpoint kinase 1. Bases 102 to 1517 code for a protein of 471 amino acids. Gene Ontology annotation, cellular component: cytoplasm; site of double-strand break; nucleus. The record is from RefSeq and is a predicted model, not a curated record. Lineage: Eukaryota; Metazoa; Chordata; Crocodylia; Alligatoridae. Gene Ontology annotation, biological process: mitotic G2 DNA damage checkpoint signaling; protein phosphorylation. Gene Ontology annotation, molecular function: protein serine/threonine kinase activity; ATP binding. The transcript is spliced from 12 exons.
GGGCGGGGCUGUGCUGCGCUCCUCUCGCCGUACCGUGCCGUGCCGUGCCGGGCGGGUUGGUCUGGUCCGGUCCGGUCCGGGUCCGGGCGCCGCCGGCCGCCAUGGCCGUGCCCUUCGUGGAGGACUGGGACCUGGUGCAGACGCUGGGCGAGGGCGCCUACGGAGAGGUUCAGCUGGCCGUCAACAGGCGCACGGAGGAAGCCGUUGCCGUCAAAAUAGUUGAUAUGAAACGUGCUGCCGACUGUCCAGAAAACAUCAAGAAAGAAAUUUGUAUUAAUAAGAUGCUCAAUCAUGAAAACAUCGUGAAGUUCUACGGGCACCGGCGAGAAGGCCACGUCCAGUACCUCUUCCUCGAGUACUGUCGAGGGGGGGAGCUCUUCGACAGAAUAGAGCCUGAUGUAGGAAUGCCUGAAUCAGAUGCACAGAAGUUUUUCCAUCAGCUUAUUGCUGGGGUGGUGUAUCUCCAUGGUAUAGGUAUAACCCACAGAGAUAUUAAGCCUGAGAAUCUAUUGCUAGAUGACAGAGAUAACCUCAAAAUCUCCGACUUUGGCUUGGCUACUGUGUUUAAACACAACGGUCGUGAACGAUUGUUAAACAAGAUGUGUGGCACUCUCCCAUAUGUUGCCCCAGAACUGCUAAAAAGAAAAGAAUUCCAUGCAGAACCAGUUGACAUUUGGUCCUGUGGGAUAGUACUUACUGCUAUGUUGGCAGGAGAAUUGCCAUGGGACCAGCCUAGUAACAGUUGCCAAGAAUAUUGUGAUUGGAAGGAAAAGAAAACAUACCUUCCCCCCUGGAAGAAGAUUGAUUCUGUACCAUUAGCUUUGCUUCACAAAAUCCUGAUAGAGAACCCUACAGCAAGGAUAACCAUUUCAGACAUCAAAAAGGACAGAUGGUACACCAGGCCUUUGAAGAAAGGUAUCAAACGGGCCCGGGUCUCUUCUGGGGGUCUGUCAGACUCUCCAGGUGGCUUUUCUAAGCACAUUCGAUCUGAUAUGGACUUCUCACCACUGAAAAGUGCACACAGUGAAGACAAAGUGGGUUACUCUACUUCCCAGCCAGAACCUCGCAUGUGUAUUUCCUUGUGGGACAGCAGUCCAACCAGUAUUGACAAACUAGUGAAAGGGAUCAGCUUCUCCCAGCCAGCAUGCCCUGACCACAUGCUAGUGAACAGUCAGUUACUUGGCACCCCGGGCUCAUCACAGAAUCCCUGGCAACGCUUGGUGAAGAGAAUGACCCGUUUUUUUACAAAACUGGAUGCUGACCAUUCCUAUAAGAGUCUGAAGGAGGUUUGUGAGAAGAUGGGCUAUGUCUGGAAGAAGAGCUGCACAAACCAGGUCACCAUCUCGACAACUGACAGGAGAAAUAACAAACUCAUUUUCAAAGUGAACCUGGUAGAAAUGGAGAACAAGAUUUUGGUGGAUUUCCGUCUGUCUAAGGGUGAUGGGUUGGAGUUCAAGAGGCACUUCCUGAAGAUUAAGGGGAAGCUGAACGAUAUUGUCAGCACCCAGAAAGUGUAGCUUCCUUCCACAUGAUCCAGCUGUGACUGGGUGAAGGAGAGAAUUGGAUGCUGCUAUAUGGAUUCAUUUCUAUGCUCUCCAUUAAGAAACACUUGUGGCUGCCAGUCUGAACAUCACUUGCAGUGGAAGUCGUUUUGGAGGAUGUGUGAAUUAGUGACUAGUACCAAGAAGCUUCCACAGAGGAUAUGGUUUGUAACUGCAUUUCCAUGGUCUGCUGGAUCAAUUGUGCAUUUUGAAAAGGGGUCACUCUAAAAGAGCUGCCGGUUUAUAGUAAGGUAGGUUGUGGCCCAGCCUCUGCUGCUGUCUUUAGUCUUUCUCUGGCUAAGUCAGCAAACCCCACCUGACUUGGGUGCAUUGUGCCUUUGUGGAGCCAGCCUGCCUGUUCCAGGCAUGUACCUCCGGCCCUGCUGGUGUUACAGACCUAACUCGGGAAACCCUGUGCCUACCUUAGUCUUCCUUUGUCCUUUUUACUGUAUUUUUAUACCUGCAAUUUUUACAACUGUUUGAGUGAUAAUUUAUCAGCUCCCUUUUUAUAUAGAAUGAAAUGCAUCUGGCUUAAAGGAGCCAGGGUGGGAGUUUUAGUUGGGGGAAAUUGUUACGUGUAUAUUUACUUUCCAUUCAACCCUCUUGUAAAAUGAAGAGAUUGGGCCUUAAACUCUUACACUAAUGUAA